Molecule: messenger RNA, 4611 nt
Organism: Ziziphus jujuba (common jujube)
Lineage: Eukaryota; Viridiplantae; Streptophyta; Magnoliopsida; Rosales; Rhamnaceae
Product: protein TONSOKU
Exons: 20
Coding region: 176-4186 (1336 amino acids)
Biological process (GO): meristem structural organization; epigenetic regulation of gene expression; response to DNA damage checkpoint signaling
Cellular component (GO): nucleus
Molecular function (GO): protein binding
Source: RefSeq, a predicted model, not a curated record
GAAAAAAUCAUUUCGCACCCAAAAGAAUAUUUAAACGAAAAUCCCAAAAACCUUAAAGAAAAGAAAAAAAAAAAAGAAAGGCAAAAAUCAGAGAAUCGACGAAGAAAACCGAGGAAGCUGCGGGAACCCUAAUAUCACGAGAAUAAACAAAAUUCAGGUAGGUUUUGAGUGGAAAAUGGGUCGCGACGAUGCGAAGCUGAGCUCGGCGAAGAUGUCGUACCAGAACGCGAAGGCGGUGGGGAACCAUCACGAAGAGGCUCGGUGGGCGAACGUGAUCGGUGACAUCUUGAAGAACAAGGGAGAGUACGUGCAGGCUCUCAAAUGGCUCAAAAUCGAUUACGAUGUCUCCGUCAAGUACUUGCCUCAGAAGCAUUGCCUCCCUACUUGUCAGUCUCUUGGGGAGCUCUAUCUUCGCCUCGAAUAUUUCGAAGAAGCUCUCUUUUAUCAGAAAAAACAUUUGGAGCUUGCUAAGGAUACGAAUGACCUUGUUGAACAGCAAAGAGCCAGCACCCAACUAGGUCGUACCUACCAUGAAAUGUUUUUAAGAUCUGAGGAUGACCAUUGCUCAGUUCGGAAUGCUAAAAAGUAUUUCAGGUCUGCUAUGAAGCUUGCACAGACUCUCAAAGAGAAUCAACAUAGUAAGAGUAACUGUUCUUUCCUCAAGGAAUACAUUGAUGCACAUAACAAUAUAGGAAUGCUUGAAAUGGAUCUUGACAAUUUGGAAGAGGCUCAGAAAAUCCUGAGGAGAGGAUUAGAAAUCUGUGAUGAAGAAGAGGUUAUUGAAGAUGAUGACGGCCGCAGUAGGCUCCAUCACAACCUUGGCAAUGUUUAUAUGGAACUAAGGAUGUGGGAUGAAGCUCGGGAACACAUUGAGAAAGAUAUAUUGAUUUGUAAGAGAAUUGGGCAUUGUCAAGGAGAGGCAAAGGGAUACAUCAAUCUUGGUGAAUUACACAACAGGGUUCAGAAGUAUGAUGAGGCACUCUGUUGCUACCAAAAGGCAAUUGAUCUGGGAAAAUCUAUGGAAGAUGAGGAUGCUCUAGUUAGGCAAAUUGAACAGAAUAUUAAAAUUGUAAAAGAAGCUAUUAGUGUACUGGGUGACUUGAAGAAAGAAGAGCAGAAUUUCAAGAAAUUAACUAGAGAGUUGUCCAUUGCGAGAGGAACACCAUGUGAGAGGAAGUGCUUAUUGCAACAAAUUACUUCUCUUGACUGUCUUCUUGAGAAAGCAAGGAUGAUAUAUGCGUGGUCAAAGCUUCGUGAAUUCGCAAAAAGCAAGAAGAGGAUAGCAAGUGAGCUUUGUGACACAGAAAAGUUGAGUGAUUCACUUUUGGCCAUUGGGGAAUCAUAUUAUAAGCUCAGGAAGUUCAGCAAAGCCAUUAAGUGGUACAUGAAGAGUUGGGAAGUAUACAAGUCAAUUGGAAACCAGGAGGGGCAGGCAAUGGUAAAAAUCAAUAUCGGUGAUGUUUUGGACAGUGAUGGUAAUUGGCAAGGGGCACUAGAUGCAUUUGAAGAAAGCUACAGGAUAGCUGUUCAAGCCAACCUUCAUUCAAUGCAGCUUUUAGCACUGGAAAAUAUGCAUUAUAGCCACAUGAUAAGAUUUGAUAAUUUUGAAGAAGCCAGGAGGUUGCAGCUUCUAAUUGACCAAUUGAAGAAGCAGAGUAAUAGGGAACCUGAAACACAAGAUUUGGCAGAGGGUUGCUGCUCUGAGACUGACACUGAAGAGGAGAUUCGUGUCUCAUCAGAAACAAGCAAAUCCAAUUCUAGUAGAUCAAAAUCUGUAGCUGGUGUAGAAGAGUUGAAUGAUGAUGUGCCUUUAAUUUCACUUCUUCGGUCCACCAAAAGACCAUCCAAAAUGGAAACAACAUAUAUAGGCUCACAAAACACUUCCACCAAGCCUGCUGAAUUUUCACCAAAAUGUUUGUCUAAAUCCAACAGUGAUCAGCAGACAAUUGUUGGCCGCAAGCGUGUUCGUGUAAUUCUUUCUGAUGAUGAAGAUGACAUGCAUGAUGAAGUGGAGAGCUCAAAAGGCAGAACUCAUAAUAAUCCUGUAAAGGAUGUCGCUAAAUCCAAUGAGUUUAAAGAUAUAAGUAGUAAAGGCAGCCCUGUUUCUAUUAUUCAGGACAUCUCAACAGUUGAGUCCAAAUGUGUGAACAGCUCCUGCAACCUUGUUAAAAUUGAAGAGAGCUUUAGUUCAUACAAAACUACAAAUCCUUAUGUUUCAACCCAAAGUGGCAAGUGUUUCAGAUCUUCAAGCAAUGAUGAAGUAGCUAUUGCAUCUGGUUUAGCUGCUAGUAGUUCUAAAUGUGAAACUGAUGUCUCUGAAAACCUGUUGCAUAAACAAAAUCUCAAGCCAUGUAUUAUAUUCAAGAUUGGCGAAGAGCUGAUAUGUGCAGAAACAAGUUUAUCUUUCGCUAUUGAUACAUCAUGCAUUGAGGCUUUAAAGGUUGAGUUAGCGUGCUUAUACUACUUGCAACUUCCUGUGGAGAAAAGAUCAGAGGGGUUGUUCCCAAUUAUUCAACUAAUAAAAUUUGGUGAAAGAGUAAUAGAAUCAAUGGAAGCAAUUGUAUCCCUUAAGGAUCAUACAGGAAAGGUCUUUCUUGAAGCUUUCAUUGAAGGUUGGGUUCAGAAGCGCUUGAUAAAACUUUAUGUUGAUUGCUGCAAGGAGUCAUCUGAGACACCCAAUAUGAAAUUGUUAAAGAAAUUAUAUGACUUGGAGGUUUCAGAUGAUGAAGUUGUUGUGUCUGAAUGUGACUUGCAAGAUUUGUCAAUAACUCCGUUGCUGAAUGCCCUGCAUGCACACAAAACAUUUGCAAUGCUGGACCUUUCUCACAAUUUUUUAGGAAAUGGAACAAUGGAGAAACUGCAACAGGUUUUCACAUUAUCAGGCCCAAAAUACGGUGGUCUAAUGUUGGAUUUGCAUUGUAAUCGAUUUGGUCCCACUUCUUUAUUUCAGAUUUGUGAAUGCCCUGUGCUAUUUGCACGAUUGGAAGUUCUCAAUCUCUCUGGGAAUCGCCUUACCGAUGCUUGUGCAUCCUACCUCUCAACUAUACUGGAAAACUGCCAAGCCCUUUGCAGCUUGAACAUAGAACGCUGCUUCAUAACAUCUAGAACAAUCCAAAAGGUUGCUGAUGCAUUGAGUCCUGGGUCUGUGCUUGAACAACUUUGUAUCGGUCACAACAACCCUGUCACUGGAAGCGCUAUCACUAAUUUACUGGUCAAGCUAGCUAAUUUAAAAAGAUUUUCAAAACUACAUCUGAAUGGCCUGAAGCUAAGCAAGCCUGUCAUUGAUAGACUCAGCCAACUUGCUAAAAGCUCAUCUCUGUCAUCACUGAUGCUUGGGGAAACUGGUAUUGGAACUGAUGGGGCAUUACAAGUGACUGAGUCAUUGUUCAAUUUGAACGAGGAGUCCGUAAAGCUUGACCUCUCAUAUUGUGGACUGACAUCUAAAUACGUUCUCAAAAUAAACACUAAUAUUUCUCUAGUUUGUGGCAUUAUUGAGCUGAACCUCACAGGAAAUCCUAUCAUGCAGGAGGCUAGCGAUGCACUAUCAUCACUGCUUUUGAAUCCUCAAUGUUGCCUAAAAGUUUUAGUCCUCAGCGAGUGUCAGCUUGGGGUUGUUGGAAUUCUUCAAAUAGUUCACUCACUAUCAGGUAAUGGCUCUCUUGAAGAACUCAAUCUUGCCGACAAUGUCCAACUUGAUAAAUACCACCCUCCACAACAUGACAUAACAAAACAGAGCUCAGAACUCAUGGUGCCAAACUUCAGCACAUCCAAAUCUUCUCCCAAGAUAUGUGUGCCUGAAGAAGUUGAGCCUUCUCAACCAGAUUUAUGCAUCGUGAACACUGAUUGCAAUCAGCUUGAGGUUGCUGAUAGUGAAGAUGAUCUAAUUAAAGUUGAAGCUGCUACAUUUGGAAUUGAUGACAGCUGUGCAAGUUCAUCUCAAAGAAACUUCUCACCUCCUGAACGCCAAUUUAUUCAAGACCUUUCAACAGCAAUUAGUGAGGCAAAAAAGUUGAUUUUACUGGAUCUUAGCAAUAAUGGUUUCUCAACAGAAGCUGCAGACAUGUUAUAUAGUGCUUGGUCAAGUUCAAGAGUUGGUUCAGCACACCGGCAUAUUAAGGACCAGACAAUCCAUUUGACAACGGAGGGAAGCAAGUGUUGUGUAAAACCUUGCUGCAGAAAAGAUUAACCAGGUUGCUACUACAAUUUCUGCGCAAAAGGGAUUAGCUUAAAGUGACUGGGAGGACACAAUUAACAGGUAUCAUUUGUUUGUUGCUUGUAGCUAUUUUCUGUAUAGUGCUUUCUGCCCUGCUUAAAUAUGGAGUCACUGUCAAGUGAGUAUUGGCUCAGUUGGUAAGCAACUCACAUCUAUGAUUGGGAGGUCAUCUGUUUAAGGUGCCGGCCAGGGAAAAAAUGAUUGUAAUAAUUAAAAAAAAAAAAGGAAUUACUGUUUAUGCAUAUUAUGUUAUUUGGCAUGAAAGCUUGCAAAAAAAAUAUAGGAAUGCUACUUAAAUCAACAUGCAAAAGAAUUUUGAUAAAGCAGGAUAAUGUAGGUUUUGUUGGUAACUUAUUAUGUAUAUGUAAAUUUAAUAGAUUGAUUGAAUUAACUGAUAA